Molecule: messenger RNA, 1327 nt
Organism: Cucumis melo (muskmelon)
Lineage: Eukaryota; Viridiplantae; Streptophyta; Magnoliopsida; Cucurbitales; Cucurbitaceae
Product: probable protein phosphatase 2C 72
Exons: 4
Coding region: 19-996 (325 amino acids)
Biological process (GO): protein dephosphorylation
Molecular function (GO): cation binding; protein serine/threonine phosphatase activity
Source: RefSeq, a predicted model, not a curated record
CCACACACACCUUUGACAAUGGGAAUCUGUAUAUCCUCUGCAUCUUCUCAGAUUCGCCAUGAAACCAACAAAGUUGGUAGUAUUAUUGAAGAAGAUGAUCAUUAUAAGUCAUGUUAUUCUGUAUGCGGGAUUCAGAAACUCGAAUCCAUUUGUUCUAAGCAAGGCAGCAAAGGAAUCAAUCAAGAUGCUGCUUUUGCAUAUCAAGAGUUUGGAGAAGUUGAAGAGAGUGAUUUGUUUGGAGUUUUUGAUGGGCAUGGACAGAAUGGUCAUAUUGUGAGCAAUUUAGUGAAGAAUAGAUUGCCUUCGUUAUUGCUUAGGGAGGUAACUGCUAAGUCAAGUUUGGUGAAGAGGAAGAGUUUCAAUACAUGGAAAGAAGCUUUUGAAACUUCCUUCAAGGUUAUGGAUAAAGAGAUCAAACUUCAAGAGAAUUUGGAUGGCUCUUUCAGUGGAUCAACCGCUGUUGUUAUCGUCAAACAGGGAGAUUAUUUGGUGAUUGGGAAUCUGGGGGAUUCAAGGGCGGUGAUGGGGAGGAUGAGGGACGAUGGUGGAAUCAAAGCAGUUCAAUUAACUACAGAUUUAAAGCCAGGAUUGGCGAGUGAGGGCGAGCGAAUAAGAAGAUGUAAAGGGAGAGUCUUGGCGCUGAAAGAUGAGGCUCAUAUACAAAGAGUGUGGCUCCCCAACGAAGACGCACCGGGGCUGGCUAUGUCAAGAGCUUUUGGUGAUUUUGCUCUUAAAGAUUAUGGCAUUAUCAAUCUCCCCGAUGUCUCCUUCCGCCCUCUCACUUCUCACGAUCGCUUCAUCGUUCUCGCCACUGAUGGGAUAUGGGAUGUGCUGAGCAACGACGAAGUAGCGUCCAUCGUUUGGGCGGCGGAGAGCGAAGAAGCGGCGGCGAAAGCGGUGGUGGAUGCGGCGGCAGAGGCUUGGAAACGCUACCCUUCUUCAAAACACGACGACUGCACCGUCAUUUGCCACUUCUUACAAACCCCAAAACAAUGAACGCCAAACUAAAGUAAGUAAGACUGUCGUUUUGCCAUUUUCUCCGUCGUCGAUCGGACAGGCCAUGAUUGGGGCCGGGAAGUAGGAAUUCGAGACUGCCGGCUUUUAUAUUAGGGAAGGAUGUUGAAAUAAAAUUGUUUUGGUUUUGUAGUAAAUAUAUUUUGGGUCAGAAAGUUAAAUCAUAAAACAAAGUUAUAAAGAAGAAGCAUAACAAAAUUUGAUGUAUGUGGGGGAGAAAUAUGGAAGAACAAAACAAAAUAUAAAUUUAUAUUUACGAUACUAUGUUGUAAUUAUACCAAUUUAAAUUUUAAAUUUUUGAUAUGUUCUAAAA